Messenger RNA from Cyprinus carpio (common carp), 966 nucleotides. RefSeq names its product disks large homolog 4-like. The coding region runs from base 16 to 966 and encodes 316 amino acids. The transcript is spliced from 10 exons. Lineage: Eukaryota; Metazoa; Chordata; Actinopteri; Cypriniformes; Cyprinidae. Gene Ontology annotation, molecular function: protein binding. Gene Ontology annotation, biological process: postsynaptic neurotransmitter receptor diffusion trapping; AMPA glutamate receptor clustering; chemical synaptic transmission. Gene Ontology annotation, cellular component: neuron projection; neuromuscular junction; postsynaptic density membrane. The record is from RefSeq and is a predicted model, not a curated record.
AGAGCGACAGCCGACAUGCCUCUCAAACGAGAAGAUACGGAGCGAGCGCUGCAGGCGAUGGAAGCCUGUCAAUCAGCAGGUGAUGAAGGUUUCAGAAGUCGUGCUGAAAGACUCUUGACCAUCUUUCAGAGUGACCUGUUUCAGGCUCUGCUGGAUAUUCAGGAGUUUUAUGAGCUGACAGUGUUUGAGAAUCAGACACUCACACCGGGACUGAAGUACCGUUAUCAUGACGAGGAGACGCCGCCCCUGCAGCACAGUCCAGCUCACCUGACCGCAGGAAAGUCUGGAGAGAUGCUGACCGUCAGCGACGCCGGACACGCCCCCAUCGACGGUAUCCACGGUUACACACCCCAGAUGCACGUGUCUCCCGCCAAACCGGUGUUGCUCCCCAGCGGUCACGCACCCUUCUACGCCGCCUCCACUCUGAUGAACGGGAUGGACGGAGACGUGGAGUAUGAGGAGAUCACACUGGAGAGGGGUAACUCCGGCCUGGGCUUCAGUAUCGCCGGGGGCACUGAUAACCCUCACAUCGGAGACGACCCCAGUAUCUUCAUCACUAAGAUCAUCGCAGGAGGAGCGGCGGCGCAGGACGGGCGGCUGAGGGUGAACGACAGCAUCCUGUUCGUGAAUGAUGUGGACGUGCGUGAGGUCACUCACAGUCUGGCGGUGGAGGCGCUGAAGGAGGCGGGGCCGAUCGUCCGGCUCUACGUGCUGCGACACAAACCACCCGCGGAGAAAAUCACCGAGCUGAAGCUCAUCAAAGGCCCUAAAGGUCUGGGCUUCAGCAUCGCGGGCGGCGUGGGGAACCAACACGUCCCCGGAGACAACAGCAUCUACGUCACCAAGAUCAUCGAAGGAGGAGCCGCACAUAAAGACGGCCGGCUGCAGAUCGGAGACAAGAUCCUCGAAUUAAAUUCCAAAAACCCAAAAAAAAAAGAGGUAAUAUUUGAUGUGUUUGAGGUCUGA